UUGAAGACUCUUCUGGAUUUGUGAACUGAAUCUAUCGCGCGUGGCAUUGAGCUUUCUAUUCUCGCGCAACGCGAUAUCUCCGCCACGCUCUUUCCCUGCGUGGUCCUGCGUUCACCAUGGCUGCUGGCGGUUGCUGCUCGUCUGGCAAGUGCCAGGCAAGCUCUGCCUGGGACAGUGUUCCUCGAGCAGAUCAGCAACAAGCUGCAGCUUCUCCGCAUCCAUCUUCAGAUUCGACCAUUAUUCCGGAAAAUUUCGCUAGCGACAAGCUCGAAAAGAUGAGUUGUUAUGGAAUCUCACGUCAAUCCGACAAUUACGAGCCAGAAGAACAAGAAGAAAAGCGCAUCACCAAAAAUCGAACGAUGCACUUGCAAUCGAAGCGCCCCACCAAUAUGAAGCACAUAGUCCUGAAUAUCGAAGGCCUCAAGUGUGGGUGUUGCGGUGACAGCGGAAUCUCGCGUGCUCUUGAACAAACUCCUGGUGUCGAAACUUACCACGUCAACGUCGUCCUUGCUAGAGCCGAAUUCGAUCUAAAUGUCCAGAAAACGACGGUUGGAAUGGUCAAGAGAAAGCUGACGGCGGCCACGGGCUACACCUUCAAGCAGUACUUUCAGCCAGAUGGGCAGGUCCUCGAGCUCGCUGUCGAUGAUCCCGCCGAAGUAUACCAGUAAACCUUUACCGGAAAUCGAACCUCCAUCGUGUCUUUGUGAUCUGUCUAUUUGUGGAUCUUCACUGACAUCACUUGUUAUCUAGGCCGGCAAACCCUAUGGUGUAGACUUCAUCGAACAGAACCGCAGUUCGACCUGGGUCCCCC
Molecule: messenger RNA, 811 nt
Organism: Paraphaeosphaeria sporulosa
Lineage: Eukaryota; Fungi; Ascomycota; Dothideomycetes; Pleosporales; Didymosphaeriaceae
Exons: 3
Coding region: 117-668 (183 amino acids)
Molecular function (GO): metal ion binding
Source: RefSeq, a predicted model, not a curated record